UAAUGUGUAAUAUGCAUUUUUCCAGAGUAUGUUAUUUAAUCAGCAUUUGUCUGAACAAGAACCUGAGGUUGUUGAAGUCUUUAUUUCAGAUACACCAAAAGUCAAUUUAGAAGAACCUUCAGUUUAUGUUGAAAACGAACAAAAAACUGAAUUAUGCUCGAGUCCACCAAAGAAAAAGUUUAAAAAAGUUGUUGCUAGUGGCUACAAUGAUGUUAUUUCUAUUGACAAGAAUUGUAUAAGUAAGCCUUCCUCUUCACCACCAACAGACACACAAAAUGACUUUCAGUCUUCCAACUCCAAUAAUAACUUAAACGAAGAAAAAACUUUAAUAUUGAGGAUUGAGAAAGUUGAAAACAAAAUCAAAACAAAUAAAGAAGAAAGUUCACCAAAAGUUGUUGAAAAAGAGAGAAAAGAGUUUGAAAAAAAAGCAAGACUUAAGUAA
Molecule: messenger RNA, 442 nt
Organism: Hydra vulgaris (swiftwater hydra)
Lineage: Eukaryota; Metazoa; Cnidaria; Hydrozoa; Anthoathecata; Hydridae
Source: RefSeq, a predicted model, not a curated record